Messenger RNA from Melanotaenia boesemani (Boeseman's rainbowfish), 5248 nucleotides. RefSeq names its product nuclear protein, ataxia-telangiectasia locus (gene npat). Bases 388 to 4461 code for a protein of 1357 amino acids. The record is from RefSeq and is a predicted model, not a curated record. The transcript has 17 exons. NCBI's taxonomy places the organism in Eukaryota, Metazoa, Chordata, Actinopteri, Atheriniformes, Melanotaeniidae. Gene Ontology annotation, molecular function: transcription coregulator activity; protein binding. Gene Ontology annotation, cellular component: nucleus.
AGGCCAUUGUCAAGGUUUAAAUUGUCUUUACGUAAUGUUGCGUUUAAUUGUGUUACAGUGGCACUAUUAGUGUUAUAUUAAAAUGCAAUAUGUGUUACUAUAUAGAAGAUUUCGUGGAAUAUUUGUGGAUAUUAUGAGGAUUUGCGUUUGGAAUUGGACUACAAUUACCGAAGCUCUCACCAGUCGAUGACUUUGAUACUUCCGGGUUGUACGUGCUUGAGUUCCCCGCCUUUUGAGAAGGUAGUAGUACUCUCAGGACGUCGCCCUAACAAUAACACAGUUGGUGUCUUAAUUUUAUGCUGUUGAACGACUGAGAGGGGAGUUUUCCCAAACAUGUACAUAAUUCUUUACAAUUAAAUUUAAGUUUUUCUUAACCACCUGGCUGUCAUGUUGCUGCCUUCCGACGUCGCCCGGCUUGUUUUGGGUUAUCUCCAACAAGAGGGGCUGUCAGCCACUAGUCAAGCUUUCAUUCAUGAGAGCCCAAAUUUGAAAGAGUACGCCGAUCACACCACAGGAGAUGGGACUAUUCCUGCUUGUGUUUUUUCUAUAUUUGGGAAGGGCCUGACAACUAUUUUAAAUGAGUAUGUGGCUACCAAAGCAAAAGAGUCAUCUCAUGAAGUACCUCUUGUCAUGACCUCGUUAUGGAAAAAACUGGAUUUUACACUCAACCAAAUUAAAUCUUUGCAGAAUUCCCCUGCUAUAUCAGCAAGUCAAAGAACACGUUCACGCGUUGGGAUGGCAAACAUGGCGAGGCAACGGGUCCUAACUAUGGCUUCUGCCAGUGGUGUCAUCUGCUCAUCUGUUUCUGAAACAAGCUCCAUAAUCAGCCCUGCACACACUUCCCACAGCAUGCUGGGCCAUUCCACUCCCGUGUGCUACACCAGACCAGCUUCCAGUAGUGGUGCUCAGCAGCAAAUCCAUGAUGGCAGCCGGUUACUAAAUACUCCCAGAGAUUCACCUGCACAGGUUAUAGUUACGGAGCAUCGGCUAAGUUCAGGCCCAACAUCUCCUGGUCGACGGAAGUGGGAAACUCCCAGGAAGAGAAGUGGGGCCGUUAGUGGGUCCAGUGGCCCUCCCAGAUCCGCCACCACUGUCAGUAGUGUCAGUGCAGAACCUCAACCCGAGGAGGUCGUUGAUGAGAACUUUCCUCAACUUGUGAUACAAAAUGCUCGGGACAAGAUAUUGGGGGACAAGUCCUUACAAGAGAAGCUUGCAGAAAACAUUAAUAAAAUUCUUGCCAAUGAGCCAGCCCCCCAGGCAUCAAAGGUCCCAUCUACAGUGGAGGCAGAUCAAUCUAUAGAUGAAAUUCUAGGAUUGCAGGGAGAAAUCCACAUGAGUGACGAUGCCAUCCAUGACAUUUUGGAACAUACAGAGUCUGACCCAGCUUUUCAGGCCCUCUUUGACCUCUUUGAUUACCAUAAAACCAAAUUCACUGAUGGAGAAACAGGGGAUGGAGAUAUUAGCAGUAGUCCAGAAGAGAUCGACAGUGCUGGUCCUUCAUCUGCAGUUCGGACCACUCAAAGUUAUGAUCCAGGUGCUACACAGAGAGAUUUGAAUGUGUCUGAAACAACAUCAGCAACACUGAAGAUGAGAGCUGUACAAGAGCGUAAGACCAGGAAGUCAGCUGCUUCCACCUUGUUAAAGAAAACUGUUAUUGACUCCAGUGGCAGAUCAUCCAGAAUUGAGAACAGCUCGGCCAGAUUGUUGGUGAGUCACGGGGAGCACAGUGUGUCCUCAUCUGCUCCACUGGAAUCCAAAAGGAAAGACAAAUCCUCAUGCUUGAAUAACAGUGGGAGUGAAACACCAAUGGAUAUUGAUGAACCGCUGAAUACACCUCCCCCACCUAUUGACACUUUGUCCUCUCUGGAACCCACUAUAGACAGCCCCUCUACCUCAGCUACCCUCAGUAAGUCUGCCACAGUCCCUUUAUCAAAAGACUUUGCUCCAUCUGCUGUCCCUGAAGAUGCACCAGUAUCAAAUGUGGAAAAAAAUCAAGGUCAUGAACAAGCUCAAGAAUCCAAUGAGCAACCUGCUACAACUUCUCCUUUAGCUCUGAGUGAUCAGACUGUACCUUUGUCUCCUGUUGAAAUUCAGCUGAAUGACACUAUUUUACCCCAUGCUUCAGUUUCAAGCAGUGGAGAAGCUGCACCUGCUUCUACUCUCUCAGUACCAUCUGUUUCUGCAGGUGCUACAUUAACACCUGCCUCCUUCUCAUCAGUUUCCAAUCCUACAGCAGGGUCACCCACAACUGCUUCAACAUCUGCAAUCUUUUCAGCAACAGCUACCUCAUCCACACUUUCAUCACCUCUAUCCUCAAAGUCCUGUGCCCAGGUUGCAACAACAUUCAGUCCUUCCAGCACUAACCCCACCACCCCAAGCAAGGCUGCAGGAGACCCCGACAAUAUAGUGUCACUGAAGAUCAUCAUAAGUGAUAACCAGGAGGUGGAGUCUUCCAGCAACACAGCCUUGAAUCAGGCAAUUUCAAGCAUAGCUGGGGACAAGAUACCCACCAUCUACCUUUCCUCUCCAGCUAAGUCCCCUGGAGGUCCUGGCACUCCAAAGACCAACUUUGAUGAGGUGGCACAGGCAGUUUGUGGCUUACAAAGCGCCGAGGCUGCUGGAGCAGUAAUGGCAUCUCCAUUAAUUGGAACAUCACAGGCUCAGCAAAGAUAUAUAAUUCAGCUACCUGUGGAAACCAGCAAUCCUGCCCUCCAAGGUUCCACUACCAACUAUUUUCUUGUGACUCCAACUCCAGAUGUUGCAGCCAGACAGGUGCUGCUACCUGCUGGUGUCUCACAGGGGCAACCUUUACCCACCAACCAGUGGUCUGUGACUGCACCAACACCCCCCCAAACCUAUGGCACAGGGCCAUCACUCAUCUUACCAUCACCUAUUAAGCCUGUGGUGCUCCCUGUUUCUGUUAUGAGGCCGAAUACUCUGGGGAACAUCCAGGUGGUGUCCAAUCAGCUUGUUGACAUGUCAAACCCUGUACCUGUACCUGUACAGCAGCCCAAGCCCAUGUCAGUGGAAAAUAAACAGUCUUCAACUUCUGCUCUAGGCAGUGAGAAGAACCAGGCUGGGAAUGUUAUUCAGCUUAACACAGAACAGCAGGAUGCAGCAAAGGGCUCCACUCACAGGAGAAUUUUAUGUUUUGACUCAUCAUCAUCAGAAGUUCAAUCACAGACUGCUAAAACAACUGAGACCAUGGCACCCACGGCUGCCAAUACAUCCAGAUCAAAAUCUAUACAGCUGUCCAAUAAAGAAAAGAAACAUCAAGUCACUCGAACAAAACCUACUAUCUUGGCUGGUAACAAACCCAAGAGGAGGAUAGAACCUGUCAGAUGUUCAUCAGAUUCUCAGACUGUAGCAGGCUCAUUGAUCGAAUCAGUUCCUUUACAAACACAGCAGAAAGAACCUCUUAAAAAGAAUUCUCGUAAACAGGAACAUAAUAUUUAUAAUAAAGAGUUUCAAAAUGACAGUAUUAACAGCGCUUCACAACCUGAGGCUGCAAAAAAAGAAUCUGGAGAGAGUUCAAAACCUACAGACAGAAAACACAACAACAAUACAUAUGAUGAAACAAAAGUUAAAGAUAGCCGUAGCACCACAUCAUUGUCGUCUGAUUCUGCACUGAAAUCAGGAAGCGGAAAGGACAAAGAGGAAAGCAGCAGGAAAGAACCUGCAGAGAAGUCUCCUUUGAUGUCGUAUGAGGGAACCGAGAAGAGGACUUCCUCUCUGGAGAUGCCUAAUGUCACAGCUAACAAGGAGAAUGAAAUACAGGGUAGCAUGCUAGAACAGCAGCAGCAGUCAGCAACACCUUCAUCCUCAGAAUCAAGAGACUUUAGUCCUCCAGCUGUCACACAGCUGAUAUCUACUACCCAGCCCAAGGCUGUGAAAGCCCCAUCAAAGACCAGCUCCUUGGCCAAACAGGCAGCUGAGAUGCUUCAGAACAUUCAAGGACUGACCUCUCCUUCCACACCAUUAAAAAAGACUGGAGCUGGUAGUUCAGACCAUAGUCUUCCUGGGACUGGUCUUACUAAUGUGGCACCUUCUCCCAGGACUCCUUCCCGAAAGAAGGGCAAAGAUGGAGAAGGGACUCCCAAGCAUCUAAAAACCCCCAAUACCCCAGAUAUACCUACCUGUAGCCCUGCCAGUGAAGCUGGGAGUGAAAACAGCAUUAACAUGGCUGCACACACCCUUAUGAUUCUUUCACGUGCUGCCAUCGCCAGGACAGGCACUCCACUGAAAGACAGCUUACGCCAGGAGGAAGUUGGAGAAAAGUCACCCACAAGCUCUAAGAACACCAAGAAACGCAAACACUCUUCUCCCACAGGCAGCCCUCCUGCAAAGAGAGGGUCUAAACAAUCCAUCAAAAAGAAAGAAAAGGAAAAGAAACUUAUUGAUUGUUUUCCUCAUGAUUUGGAUGUGGAUAAGUUCCUAUCAUCUCUUCACUAUGAUGAAUGAAACUGAACACCAACAGGAGAGGACUCAUGUCACUACCCUCUUAGGUUACUUUCUAAGAAUAGAACAAGCCAUCUGCUUAAUCAGUGCCUAUGGUUUCUAUUAGUAGCUAUGCCAGAGACUUUAUAGGCUGCAGUGUCUUCCUCAGCUAUUUUGGGACUUUAACUUCACUAUUUUGUAGUGUAGGUGAUUUUGGGAUAACAUUCUGUUAUAUGCAGCAGUAUUUUCAGCAUGGCACCUUUGAUUUGACUUGUUUUAAGUUUCAUUCUCUUUACUGUUUAUAACUGGCAGUAUUUUCUACAACAAAAAUAGGGUUCACCUUUACAUAAUGGAUGCAUGUUGUUGACUCAUAAUAUUUCCUUGGUCAAUAUUUGACUUUACUUUGAUAAAUCCUGCUAAUAUUGAUUGACAGGUCGGUUUGUAAGUGUACAUUUUUUAAAUAGUCUCCAACAGUAAUUUAAUAACAUUGAAUUAAAAUCUUAAAUGUAUUUGUUUUUUGUGUUCAAAAUCUGGUUUAUAUAUUAUGUUGAUGUGAGGAAAGUUCAAGUUUACUUUUUAUAUGCAAGUCAAUUAAACAUUUUUCACAUGUUUUUUUUGUUACAACUGGAAAGGCACAGGUGUAAUUAAAAUUUUGUUAAUGAAAGUCACAUGACUAAUUUUUUUUGAAAGCUUGACAGUGAAUCAGUAGGUUUGUAAACUGUUUUAUUUAUUCAUUUAAAUCUUGGACUAUUUUUUUUUAUUUGUCCCUAAUGGACAGAAUCAUGAGUAGCAAUUUUAGUAGUUUAUAAAU